AUGUUGACAUGUGAUCAUCUUGUCCCGCCGGAUCGGUAUGACCAGAGGGUGGAGGAGUAUUUACGGUCUACUGGUUUUUACCAUGUCGUCCAGAUUGGGGUUGUUCAAUGUCAAAAAGCACUGGUAAACGCUUUAGUGGAAAGGUGGCACCCGGAGACAUAUACUUUUCACCUUCCGGUUGGUGAAUGUGCCGUGACACUGGAAGACGUGGCUAUGAUAUUCGGUCUUCCAACCGACGGUCUUCCAGUUACAGGGAUGACUUUGAGUAGUUUCGAAACCUUAGAGGCGGAGUGUCUAAACCAAUUUGGGGUCGCACCAUUAAAGUUGCAGUGUCGAGGAAACGGCAUAAGACUUACGUGGCUAUGGGAUUUAAAAGAACGGUUACAUUUGAGUGAUGAAAACAGUAUACAGGUGUACGUCAAGCGCCACAUCAUGUUGUUGAUUGGUACGAUCUUAUUUGGAGACAAGACUGGGGCAUCUGUGCACUGGAAGUUUCUAUCUCUGCUCAGUGAUUUUUCUAGUAUUGGACAGUACAGCUGGGGAUCAGCAUGCCUGGCACACCUAUACAGGAGUUUAUGCAGGGCAUCACGUUAUGACUAUAAGGAAAUAGAUGGACCGCUAACACUUCUACUUUAUUCCAAUGGUGUUAAUGAGAUGCGUUAUAUUAAGUGGCGAAAUUGGGAGCGUGGAGACCGAGUCUAUAGAUAUCUUAAGCUUGCUCAUUUUAGGAAGGCCUUUGAUGAUCUUGAGGAAGGCCAGUUUUUGUGGACUGCAUAUUCUGUUGAUCGUGUUGAUCCGGACAUAAUUCCCGCUGACAUGUACAUGCACGCGGUUUAG
This is a messenger RNA of Arachis stenosperma, 837 nucleotides long. RefSeq names its product protein MAIN-LIKE 2-like. Gene Ontology annotation, biological process: meristem maintenance; meristem development. The record is from RefSeq and is a predicted model, not a curated record. NCBI's taxonomy places the organism in Eukaryota, Viridiplantae, Streptophyta, Magnoliopsida, Fabales, Fabaceae. The coding region runs from base 1 to 837 and encodes 278 amino acids. The transcript has 4 exons.